GCGGAAGCGCAAAGGAUGCGCAGACGGCCCCGGCGUUCUGGGGGCGGGACCCGGGGAAGGCGCAGAGUAUCGCUCUUGCGAGUCCAGUUACAAAUGACGUCCCUUCUUUCCCCGCCCUGUAGGCGGGAGCAUCCAAUCAACGUCGAGAGCAUAGGCCCCGCCCCUCCCCACCACCUAUCAUGGGUCCCCGCGCCGGAUGUAUUGUGUCUGAAGCUGCUGAUUGGCUCCAGUGGGGAAGCUUGGUGGUCCGUGGUUCCGGAGCUUCCUCGGGAUGUCGGUGGCCUUCGUACCCGACUGGCUGAGGGGCAAGGCAGAAGUCAAUCAAGAGACUAUCCAGCGGGUACCAGCAUGUGUUACACAGAAAUCUCAUUUAUUUGGCUACCAUCGCAGAUGCCAGCCCAACCAGUACUUCAAAAGCAAUGGAAUAAUCUUCCAGUUGGCUGUCGUGAGGAGCAAUUAAGUAUAAUCCAUCUCUUACAAAAUAGAGACAGGAUCUUUACCAACUUACCUGGUUAAAACAUGAAUGAAACCUCUGUGGCUCUUUCAAAAAAUGUAAAAAUGUGAAGAAAGCUACUAACUUGACUUUUCUCAAUGUAAACUUUUUUUUCUUUUCAUGAUGAGCUUACCGUUCAAUUUUUUUUUUUUUUUUUAAUAAUUAAGCGAAUCCCUCAAUAAGUUGAGCCCAGGUGUCCUGUUUCCUGAACCUGGAGCAAGUUUGGAUAACAAAGACAUCACUGGGAUGUCUGAGUCUGCUUUUUACUUUCAACCUGAAGAGAAAAGUGAGUAGGGAUUGGUCAGGAAUUGGUGAGACUCCUGACUUGAGACCUUGCUAAAUGGACAUGUAACUGUGUGCUCCUUCCUACCAGUCUGUAAAUGUGGUACCCCGACUGCUGUUUUCAGAUUGCUUUGAAAAUAAAGCUUACUUUUCUAUAGAA
Callithrix jacchus (white-tufted-ear marmoset) is the source of this 935-nucleotide messenger RNA. The record is from RefSeq and is a predicted model, not a curated record. NCBI's taxonomy places the organism in Eukaryota, Metazoa, Chordata, Mammalia, Primates, Cebidae.